This is a messenger RNA of Ochotona princeps (American pika), 2809 nucleotides long. RefSeq names its product aryl hydrocarbon receptor (gene AHR). Bases 126 to 2675 code for a protein of 849 amino acids. The transcript has 11 exons. Gene Ontology annotation, cellular component: aryl hydrocarbon receptor complex; nucleus. Gene Ontology annotation, biological process: regulation of transcription by RNA polymerase II. NCBI's taxonomy places the organism in Eukaryota, Metazoa, Chordata, Mammalia, Lagomorpha, Ochotonidae. The record is from RefSeq and is a predicted model, not a curated record. Gene Ontology annotation, molecular function: protein dimerization activity; transcription cis-regulatory region binding; nuclear receptor activity.
GCGCGCGCGGGGUUCCUCCAGAGCGCGACGUCCACUGCUGUCGCCGCCGGCGUCCCCGAGCUGCCACCAGGUCUCCAGGACCGUGCGGCCGGCGCUGGGGGAGGAGCGGCUGCGGACCGGGCACCAUGAACAGCGGCGGCGCCAACAUCACCUACGCCAGCCGCAAGCGGCGGAAGCCGGUGCAGAAAACAGUAAAACUGAUUCCGGCUGAAGGAAUCAAGUCGAAUCCUUCCAAGAGACACAGAGACCGGCUGAACACGGAGUUGGACCGCUUAGCUAGCCUGCUGCCUUUCCCACAAGAUGUUAUCAGCAAGCUGGACAAACUCUCUGUGCUGAGGCUCAGCGUCAGCUACCUGAGGGCCAAGAGCUUCUUUGAUGUUGCAUUAAAGUCCUCCCCUGUGGACAGAAAUGGAGGCCAGGAUAACUACAGACCAAACUUUGGAGAAGGCCUGAACUUGCAAGAAGGAGAAUUCUUACUUCAGGCACUGAAUGGCUUCGUGCUGGUUGUCACCAUAGAUGCUUUGGUCUUUUAUGCUUCUUCUACUAUACAAGAUUACCUGGGGUUUCAGCAGUCUGAUGUCAUACAUCAGAGUGUGUAUGAACUCAUCCAUACCGAGGACCGAGCUGAAUUCCAGCGUCAGCUACACUGGGCGUUAAACCCCUCAUCAGGCGCAGACCCUGGACAGGGCGCUGAUGAAACUCCUGCUCUCGCUCAGCCAGUCUACUACAGCCCAGAGCAGCUUCCCCCAGAAAACUCGUCCUUCAUGGAGAGGUGCUUCAUAUGCCGACUGAGGUGUCUGCUGGAUAACUCUUCCGGUUUCCUGGCGAUGAACUUCCAGGGGAGGCUAAAAUAUCUUCACGGACAGAACAAAAAAGGAAAGGAUGGCUCAGUGCUUCCACCCCAGCUGGCUUUAUUUGCCAUAGCUACUCCCCUUCAGCCACCAUCCAUUCUUGAAAUCCGAACCAAAAAUUUCAUCUUUAGAACCAAACACAAGCUGGACUUCACACCUAUUGGCUGUGAUGCUAAAGGCCAGAUUGUCCUGGGCUACACGGAGGCCGAGCUGUGCAUGAGAGGGUCCGGGUAUCAGUUUGUCCACGCUGCCGACAUGCUGUACUGUGCCGAGUCCCACGUCCGGAUGAUUAAGACGGGAGAAGGUUGCCUAGCAGUUUUCAGGCUUCUUGCCAAAGAUAAUCGAUGGGUCUGGGUCCAGUCUAAUGCACGCUUUAUCUAUAAGAAUGGAAGACCGGAUUUUAUCAUCGCAACUCAGAGACCCCUAACAGAUGAAGAAGGCAGAGAGCAUUUACGAAAACGAAAUUUGAAGUUGCCUUUCAUGUUUGCCACUGGCGAAGCUGUGCUGUAUGAGGUGACCAACCCUUUUCCUCCCAUCAUGGACCCCCUGCCAAUAAGGACUCAGAGUGGUGCAGGUGGGAAGGACCCAGCUACCAAGCUGACUCCGAGUAAAGAUUCUCUCAACCCCAGCUCCCUCCUGUGUGCCCUGAUGCAGCAGGAUGAGUCUGUUUACCUCUGCCCGCCUUCAAGUUCAGCACCUUUUGAAAGGAGCUUUUUUACAGACUCCCUGAGCGAAUGCAGAAACUGGCAGGGGGGCAGCAUUACAUCUGUGGCCAGUGGCAGUGGCAGUGUCCUGAAACACAAGCAGGUUGGUCAGUCUCAGGAAGCAAACCACGCGUUCUCAGGAGGUCCCCCGGGGCUCUUGCCAGAUAAUAAAAACAGUGAGUUGUACGACAUCAUGAGGAGCCUGGGUGUAGACUUUGAAGAUUUCAAGCAUAUGCAGAACGAGGAGUUUUUCAGCACUGACCUUCCUGCAGAGGUGGACUUCAGAGACAUUGACAUAACCGAUGAGAUCCUGACGUUCGUCCAGGAGUCUCUCAACAAGUCCCCCUUGGUGAGCCCAGGUUACCAGCCUCCGGCCGCCGCAGCCCUCAACUCAAGCUGCAUGGUGCAGGGACACCUACAGCUCGGACAGCCCCCACAGCCACCGUGUCCCCCGGAGCAGGUGGUAGUGGAGCCACAGCAACAGCUGUGCCAGAGAAUGGAGCACAUGCAAGUGAACAGCGUGUUCGCCAACUGGGGUGCCAACCAGCCGCUGCCUCUCACCUGUCCUCAGCGAGUCCUGCAGUCCUACGACAUCUUCACAGACUCACACACAGCGGAUCAGACGUUUCCCUACACGUCGGAGGUGGACGCUGUGCCUUACACACAGAACUUGAUUCCUUGUGAGCAGGCGGCACUGCCACAGCACAAGCAAGCUCAGUUGGCCUUGCCUAUGGGGAGUUUUAACUCAUCCUCCUACCCAAGUACCUCGAACAUAGAAGAUUUUGUUACUUGUUUACAUGCCCCUGAUGGACACUUGGGUGGAAUGAAUCCACACUCAGCCAUGGUAACUCCUCAGGCGUGUUAUGCUGGGGCUGUGUCGAUGUACCAGUGCCAGCCGGGACCAGCACACACCCUGGUGGGACAGAUGCAGUGCGACCCACCAGUCCCGGGCCCUCCGGCAUUUUUGAACAACUUUCAGAAUGGAGGAGUGUUAAAUGAGACAUACCCUGCCGAAUUGCAUGACGUAAAUAACACCAUGUCCAACACACACCUCCCGCCGCUGCACCACCCGGCCGAAGCCAGACCUUUCCCUGAUUUGACAUCCAGUGGUCUGCUGUGAUUCUGAGUCCAACGUGUGCCUCUGUUUUCUGGAUGGAAGUAGCUUGUGAAGGACUAGAGAGUCACGAGGCGGUCAGUGCUGGACACCAGCAGGUCCACCUGGAGGCGCCGAUGCGUGCCUGGCGUCUGUCCCGA